AUGGCCAUUCUAAGUCUUUCACAAUGGGAUCCUUUCAAGCUGGACGCUCUUGGUCUAGUGACUCUUUUUGGGGCCAAGGAGAUGAACACGUCUAUUGGCAACCUCACAGAAAGCAAGUUCACGGAGUGGCUCCCAAUUUUGGGAUCCUAUGCUGUCGCCAACAACGAGAUUGCAGAACCGGAACAGGGGUUUGUUCUGUAUAACAUCACCGACGGUAUCAUGGCAACGGACGUGUCCAACGAAUGA
Metarhizium brunneum ARSEF 3297 is the source of this 246-nucleotide messenger RNA. Lineage: Eukaryota; Fungi; Ascomycota; Sordariomycetes; Hypocreales; Clavicipitaceae. The record is from RefSeq and is a predicted model, not a curated record.